ACCGCACCUUCUGUUGCUGGCAGCCCUCGUUGGCUUUGAUCUACUCUGGCAAUUCGGCAGAAACUUGCUGUGCUGCAGUUCCGUGCAUCACUAAGAGCUUUCCAGGGAAAGGAUCGAGCAUGAAGCUCUCUUGGCUGGCCUGUGGCGCUCUGGCGAUCUUCUGGGGAGCCAUUCUCGGAGCAGCUUUUUAUGAUGACCCACGAGAGGAGGAGUCAGUCGUGGUUGACAAUAAGUGCCAGUGUGUGAAGGUGACUUCAAAAUUUGUCCCUUCCAAAGACAAUCCUGAAGAACAAGUCUUGGAGAGAAACAUCCGCAUCAUAGUUCCUCUGAAGAGCAGGGAGAAUAUCUCCGACCCCACCUCACCAACAAGAACCAGAUUUGUCUACAAACUCUCCAAGCUCUGCAACAAAUGUGAUACAGCGGCAGCCACCGUGGACGAAGAGGGAAUUGUUGCCGGGAAGAGAACUCCAUGCGACGACCCAGACGAACCCUGCUACACCUAUGACAGGAAUAAGUGCUACACUGCCUCGACCCCGUUCCUCCAUGCGGGGAAAACCCAGCUCAUUACGACAGCCCUCAAUCCUGAAUCCUGCUAUCCAGAUUAGAGAUGAUCCAUACUGUCAGACAUCAUGGACAGACCCACGCGACACGCUUCUAUUGGUUUUCAGUUAGUUAACUAGCAUGGCUUCCCCCAAAAGAAUCCCGCUGUGGAUAGUUUGGUGAGUGCGCUGUAGGUGGAGCCUGAAGAUCACCCAGAAUUACAACUAAUCUCCGAACUACAGAGAGAUUGGUUCCCUUGGAGAAUAUGGCUACUUUGGAGGGUGGGCCGUAUGGCAGCAUACCCUUUCCAAGAGCCUCCAUUUCCCAACUCUCCAGGCUCCACCCCCAAAUUUCUAGGAAUUUCCCAGCCUGGAGCUGGCAACUCCGGCGAAAAUUCAGUGUUAAAGCCCCAGAAUCCCCUCCUAUUACAACAGGUCAGGUGACAUUGAGGAAAUGACUAUUAAACCAGUCUAAGGCCCCAUUCUGCAUCAAGCAUUCGCUCCGUUGUUUUAACCAAACCCAAACUGGAACAAAACCACAUUCAGAUACCCCAAGC
Gekko japonicus is the source of this 1096-nucleotide messenger RNA. It is a transcript of the gene JCHAIN, whose product is annotated as joining chain of multimeric IgA and IgM. The coding region runs from base 120 to 605 and encodes 161 amino acids. Gene Ontology annotation, cellular component: pentameric IgM immunoglobulin complex. Gene Ontology annotation, molecular function: immunoglobulin receptor binding. NCBI's taxonomy places the organism in Eukaryota, Metazoa, Chordata, Lepidosauria, Squamata, Gekkonidae. The record is from RefSeq and is a predicted model, not a curated record. The transcript has 4 exons. Gene Ontology annotation, biological process: humoral immune response.